AUGGAAAAACGUAUGCAAUACUGGAUAGCAUAUAGAAUUUUGUCACCAGCAUCCACUGUGGAACAAUUUACUGAAAACUGGAAUCGUGACUUUCCCUCCUAUCCUCUGACUCUAGAUGAUUUAAAAAAAUCACAUAAAGUAAUGAGUGCCCUGUUGCAUGUUUUUGAUCGACUGGGUAUUGAUAAAGAUACAAUUUUUCAGGCGCCACCAGAAGAAAGCAACAAUAAACAUUUUAUUUAUUACUGGGACUUAAUUCCUGUGAUCAAUAUGACUCGGAUCAUCAAUCAUCUUAUCUCUGUGAUGCCACAAGUAGGCACCAAUAUCACCAUCAACCACUUUCUGCAACCGACAGCAAAAACAUCACAUCCCAUAUUGCUGUUACUUUACAAUCUAAUGUUAUUUAAUGAAGAACGUCUGAGGGACAUUGCACCAUAUGAAGAGGAGCUGUUUUCAAAGAUAAAUGAGGUCAAGACAUUAGAGGAUGGAAAAAACAGGUUACUGGAAAAACUCAAUGAGCAAGCAGAGGAAAAGGGAAAACGUGCAGAGAGGCUAGAAAAGCUAGACACUGAGAUAAUUCAUUUAGAAGAAGAACUAAAACAUGAAAAAGAAGCUCAUGAGGAAGAAAAGAAAGAGUUGGAUAUUAUUUUAAAUGAGGACAAACAAACGGAUAUAUUAUUGGAGCAAAAGAAAACACACAGAGAUUGUCUCAUAGCAGAAGUAGAGAAGAAAAGAGCCCAAAGAGUUUAUGAUGCAGAUGAUAUCAAAGCCCAGGCAGAGCAAGCGGCACAGAAUAAUCAAGAAGCAGAAGAGAAGUUAAACUGCCUUAAAGCAACACUCAUGAAUAAAGAAAACAGCUUAAAAAAUUUGCAUGCAAUCAAACCUAACUUGGAUACAGGAAUUAAUUUGUUACAUGAGAUUAUAAAGCUUUCUGAAAGUAUGAAAGAUUAUGAUUCUGAUGAUUUAGAAUCAGAUAGUCAAGAUGGUGAGUUGGAAGUUAUUAAUACAGAAUCAAAUGAGCUGGAGGCUCAACUGGCGGACUUAAGAGCCGCUAGAGCAGAAGUAGCUAAAAAGUUGCAAGAGAAUCAAGCGAAAAGGCAACAAGAAAUGAUGCUGGCGGAAACGAACCUUCGAGAGGCGGAAGAGAAGGAAAGAAAGAGGGUAGAAAGUGCAAAGAAAUUGACACAGCGCUUAGAAGAACUCAAACACCGUCGUACUACAUAUGAAGAGGAAAAAGCUGAGUUAAUGGACGAACUCACAAGAAUUAAAAACGACUUCAGCAAUAGUUUGAAGUCAAUUGAAGAUUCCUUAAUAAAGAAAACUCUGGAUGUCAAGAAAAGAAUAGAAGAUAAAAUUCGUAAUCGUAAUAAUAUGUAA
Messenger RNA from Parnassius mnemosyne (clouded apollo), 1374 nucleotides. Lineage: Eukaryota; Metazoa; Arthropoda; Insecta; Lepidoptera; Papilionidae. The record is from the annotation of a GenBank genome assembly.